Molecule: messenger RNA, 491 nt
Organism: Suillus fuscotomentosus
Lineage: Eukaryota; Fungi; Basidiomycota; Agaricomycetes; Boletales; Suillaceae
Exons: 3
Coding region: 181-417 (78 amino acids)
Biological process (GO): regulation of DNA-templated transcription
Molecular function (GO): DNA-binding transcription factor activity
Source: RefSeq, a predicted model, not a curated record
CUCGGACAGGACGGUUGCCUACGGAAAACAUACAACCGGGACUUGACCGGAGCCCUCUUCUCAUCUUGGUCUGUGCGUGUAUCGUUAACUCGUCGACACUGGUUUUCGACAACUGUCUGGGAUCCCACUGUCAGUCGGUGCCGUGUAGCCCUGUAACACUUUUCAUGCAGCAUUUCUCAGAUGCAUCCGCAGUUGUCUGAUAAACGAAUAGUCUGCAGGGAAUUCAUCCAGGCACUGGAUGCAUGUCAUGUCAGUAUCUGGGCGCGUCUCACUGGUGGUUGCAAUCAAGAAAAGGACAGCCUUAAUAAGUGCCUUCGAAAAGAGCGCGUCGAGCGCUCGACUCGUAACCGCACCCAGGCCAAAGAGCAACGUUUGAAAACUGAACAGGUUUGGAAGGAACUUCACGAGGAUGAUUAAUCUCUAGUCGUUCCUACCCAACCGCACCUCUCACGUAGUCGACAUACGCAUGAUAUUUUCUGAUGUCGUCAAAA